AUGACACUGGUGAUUUUUGAAUUCUACCUGACCUCUUACGUGAGCGAACGCGACGAUAUCACUCAAGAACUUCCGCCUACAGCCGAAUUCUCGGGCCUUACUUUGCAUGAUGACCCAGCCUCACCUAUUUCUGCCAAUGAGGCUCAGCCUGGACCGGGCUGCGGACCAGAUGGCGAGCCUGACCCCGAGUCCGGGGCUGAACCAAUACUCUUCUCGUCAUCUCCACGCGAUCUUACUGCUUAUGUAGAAGAUGGAGACGACAGUGACAUAUCCGAGAACUUCAGGCUCGCCAACGACGCCGUGCCAGACCUAUCGAUCCUAGCGCGACCGUCAUCGACCGGCUCUACUCAGCAUAACAGUCAAUCACCUCAGCACAGAAACUGUUCUUCCUCGUCAACGCCAAGCCCCCCAGCCUCAUUACCUUCGCCUUUGUCCAGUCCAUCUUCAAUACCGUCAGUGGGUAGAGACGAAUCCAUCCUCAGCGGCUAUCUUCAAGCGAUUAGUAGACAGUGA
This is a messenger RNA of Fusarium redolens, 513 nucleotides long. RefSeq lists its product as uncharacterized. The transcript has a single exon. The record is from RefSeq and is a predicted model, not a curated record. Bases 1 to 513 code for a protein of 170 amino acids. NCBI's taxonomy places the organism in Eukaryota, Fungi, Ascomycota, Sordariomycetes, Hypocreales, Nectriaceae.